AUGUCAACAACGUCAACGUCAACCCAAACAACACCCAAACUAUCUCCAAAUUGUACAUCUAUACGAUAUAGAAAUGACUUGUCAAAUUACUUAAAACCAAGAAGUGGCUCCGGUUCACUUACAAGUUCAAAUAUCAAUUUAAACAACAACUCAGGCUUCAACUCCAACAUAACUUUCAACAAUAGUCCCAAUAAUAAUUCAAAUGCAAAUAGAUCAGAAAGUUCCAACCCAAAAGCCACAAAUCUUGAUCAAUCGAGAAACGAGGAUUCACAAAUGAAUCAAAGUCCAAUACUAACAAGAGACUUAUCCUCGUUGAAGAGAAAAGGAAGUUUGAGUAUAAGUCCAAAAACUAGAUCACCAAAUGAUAUAGAUCCAUUCCUUAAACAAUAUUUGAAGACUUCGAAUUCAAAAUCAAAUUAUUUCUUGAAUAAUUUGAAUGAAAAGAAAGAUCUUGAAAAAUACAAAAAGAACAUUAUCUUGAUAAAACCAAGGAAAUCUUUAAGUUUUUCAAAAAAGUCUUCAUCCCCAGUUCAACACAAAGAUCAAACAACCACAAAGAAAUAUGACAGUCAUUAUAACCUCAUAAAGAGAACUUCUUCACCCAAAAUACACACUGUUAAAAAGAUUAGGAAUAUGCAGGAUGAUUCUUUCAAGUUCUUGCCCAAAGAUUUUGUUAAUUGUAGUUUAGAUGAUUUGAUAAUGUUGGUUUCAAGAAUGUUAACCAAUUUGAUCGAAUUAAAUGAUAAAAUGGUUCCUAAGGAUCAAAUCAAUCAAGAAGGUGAUAAAUCAGGAAAAGAUAAGAAAACUUCAUUAACAAGAUACCAUUCAAGAACUCCACCUAAUAUCUCACCAAUCAAUUAUUUAACGAGAUUGUCAAAAUUUAAUAAUUUUUCCAAUGCAACUUUAUUGACUACCAUCUAUUAUAUUGAUUUAUUGUCAUUCAAUUAUCAGCCAUUUUUCACAUUGAACUCUUGGACUGUUCACCGUUUCUUAUUGAUAGCAACCAUGACAUGUCAGAAGUCAAUGGAAGAUUUCUUCUUCACAAAUGAUCAUUACGCCAAAGUCGGUGGGGUCAACUUGAAUGAAUUGAAUUGUUUGGAAUUGGACUUCUUAAACAGAAUUGAUUGGAAAUGUGUACCAACCAAGAACAUCGAUGGUAAACAUUCUAUCAAAUAUUCAAAGAAUGUCUUAGAUUUAUACUACUUACAGUUGGUUGAAUUGGUGGGUAAAAAUCCCUCAAUAAGUAAUGUUGUGUAUUCUUUUACUGAAGGAGAUGAUAAUUUGCAGAACGAUAAUAGGCAACAGAUGAUGAAAGAUGUAAAUAAUGAAAUUGAUCUUGAUGACGAUGAAAUGGAUUCGGAUUUUGACUCAGAUGAUGAAUUGGGAGAUUUGGAGGUCAUUGACAAAACAAAAUACAACAAAAAAGGUUUUAGUGUUGACGGAUCUUCUUCACCUCAUUUGAAGAGGAGAUAUGAAAAUUUAUAA
Molecule: messenger RNA, 1485 nt
Organism: Yamadazyma jaroonii
Lineage: Eukaryota; Fungi; Ascomycota; Pichiomycetes; Serinales; Debaryomycetaceae
Source: the annotation of a GenBank genome assembly